AUGGAUCGAAACAAAAAAAAUUGGAGUAUUGUUUUUAUAAUUAGAUGCGUGGAGCAAUAUACGCCAUAUACGGUAAGCGAUGGACUCACCCAGGCCAAUGUCGCGGGCGGCGUGCGAGAUGAUGACGGGCCCGAGCUGGUGCGGGUCGCCGGCCAGCACGAGCUGCCCGCUCGGCGCCAGCAGCCCGCCCGCGGGGAUGAGGCAGGCCGGCUCGCUCGCCUGCGCCGCCUCGUCGAUGAACAGGUGCGUCACGGGCCGCUGCUUCUUUCUCGUAGACAGUUGCCUAUCAUUCAUAUACAUUUGUUAUCUAAUAAUUAUGUGGAAGUGAGUUUGUCUACAGAUAGUCGGGAUGUUUGUCAGGGUUACUGA
Molecule: messenger RNA, 369 nt
Organism: Arctia plantaginis
Lineage: Eukaryota; Metazoa; Arthropoda; Insecta; Lepidoptera; Erebidae
Source: the annotation of a GenBank genome assembly